Cetraspora pellucida is the source of this 219-nucleotide messenger RNA. Lineage: Eukaryota; Fungi; Glomeromycota; Glomeromycetes; Diversisporales; Gigasporaceae. The record is from the annotation of a GenBank genome assembly.
AUGUUGUCAUCAAAAAUUAAUAAACCAAAAAAUAAAAAAAAGAAGAAUACUGUCAAACAAGAAAUAACAGAUGUUAGUGAAGUAACAACUUCAGCUGUUCCUGUUGCACUAUUUACUGAUUUUACUAACCUUAAUAUAUUAUUUCAACUGCAUUAUCCUAUCUCUUCAUUUUUUAUAAAUCCAUUGUUUUUAAAUAAGGCAACUGUUGAAUAUCAAGAG